CAUUCCGAAUCCUGAUAAAUAUACGCGACUACAAGCAACAUGUCAUCUGCUAAAGGAGUUGCUAUUGGGAUUGACCUGGGCACCACUUACUCAUGUGUGGGGGUGUUUCAGCAUGGAAAAGUGGAGAUCAUUGCUAAUGACCAGGGCAACAGGACCACACCCAGCUACGUGGCCUUCACAGACACAGAGAGGCUUAUUGGGGAUGCUGCGAAGAAUCAAGUGGCCAUAAACCCCAACAACACAGUGUUUGAUUCCAAGAGGCUGAUUGGCCGGAAGUUCGACGAUCCGGUCGUGCAGUCCGACAUGAAGUACUGGCCCUUCCAAGUCAUCAGUGAUGGAAGCAGGCCAAAGAUUCAAGUUGAGUACAAAGGAGAGAAGAAGUCCUUUUACCCUGAAGAGAUCUCCUCCAUGGUCCUGGUGAAAAUGAAGGAAACUGCAGAGGCCUACCUGGGUCAGAAGGUAACCAACGCUGUUAUUACUGUACCUGCCUACUUCAAUGACUCUCAGAGGCAAGCAACCAAAGAUGCUGGUGUGAUUGCUGGGCUGAACGUCCUAAGGAUAAUCAAUGAGCCCACAGCUGCAGCGAUCGCCUACGGCCUGGACAAAGGCAAGCAGGGAGAGCGCAAUGUGCUGAUCUUUGACUUAGGAGGGGGUACGUUCGAUGUGUCCAUCCUGACAAUUGAAGAUGGCAUCUUUGAGGUGAAAGCAACAGCAGGAGACACACACCUGGGUGGGGAGGACUUUGACAACCGCCUGGUCAACCAUUUUGUGGAGGAGUUUAAGAGGAAGUGCAAGAAGGACAUCAGCCAGAACAAGCAUGCACUGAGGAGAUUGCGCACAGCCUGUGAGAGGGCCAAGAGAACCCUGUCCUCCAGCUCUCAGGCAAGCAUCGAGAUCGACUCCCUGUAUGAGGGCAUUGACUUCUACACUUCUGUUACCAGAGCACGUUUUGAGGAGCUGUGCUCUGACCUGUUCAGGGGAACACUGAAUCCUGUGGAGAAAGCCCUUAGAGAUGCCAAAAUGGACAAAUCCCAGAUCCAUGACAUUGUCUUGGUUGGAGGUUCUACGAGAAUCCCCAAAAUCCAGAAACUUUUGCAGGAUUUCUUCAACGGCAAAGAGUUGAACAAAAGCAUCAAUCCAGAUGAGGCAGUGGCUUGCGGUGCUGCAGUUCAGGCUGCCAUCUUAAUGGGCGACACAUCUGGAAAUGUCCAGGACCUGCUGCUGCUGGAUGUGGCCCCGCUGUCUCUGGGCAUUGAGACCGCAGGUGGAGUCAUGACCGCUCUCAUCAAACGCAACACCACCAUCCCCACCAAGCAGACCCAGAUCUUCAGCACAUAUGCAGACAACCAGCCCGGUGUUCUGAUCCAGGUUUACGAAGGUGAAAGAGCCAUGACAAAAGACAACAACCUGCUGGGGAAGUUUGAGCUGACGGGCCUCCCACCUGCACCUCGAGGAGUCCCUCAGAUUGAGGUGACCUUUGACAUUGACGCCAAUGGCAUUUUGAAUGUGUCGGCAGUGGACAAAAGCACUGGCAAAGUGAACAAGAUCACCAUCACCAACGAUAAGGGCAGGCUGAGCAAGGAGGAGAUUGAGAGGAUGGUGCAGGAAGCAGACAAGUAUAAGGCAGAGGAUGACCUGCAGAGAGAGAAGAUUGCUGCUAAGAACACUCUGGAGUCCUAUGCCUUUAACAUGAAGAACAGUGUGGAAGAUGAGAACUUGAAGAACAACAUCAGUGAGGAUGACAAGAAGAAAGUCACUGAGAGGUGCAACCAAGCCAUCAUGUGGCUGGAGAACAACCAGCUGGCUGAAAAGGAGGAGUACGUACAUCAGUUGAAGGAGCUGGAGAAGGUGUGCAACCCCAUCAUCGCCAAACUGUACCGGGGAGGGAUGCCAGCUGGAAGCUGUGGAGCUCAGGCCCGUGCCCGCUCAGGGGCCGGCACCCAGGGGCCCACUAUUGAAGAGGUCGAUUAGGGACGUGAACUUCUUGUAUGGACUCAAAGUGCUCUUUUUGAAUUAGUUUCUCCUGAAGAAAAUGUUGUUGCCUGUAUUGUUCAGUUGUGCUUCACAGCAUGUGGAGAAUUAGCUGAUGUGGACAAUAGCAUCUUUUGUCAUUGCUAGUCCAUUAAUAACGUUUAGAACCUUGUAACACCAUCAAUAUGUGAGAUUUAUCAUUACAAUGUUUUACCAGUGAAACUUUUUACAAAAAGGUAAAUAUUACGGUGUUGUAAAUAUUCAUCUAAAUAUAUUUUUAUAUUUAUUGUUAAUAAAAGGUUCUGAACAAAAUGGCUUA
Electrophorus electricus (electric eel) is the source of this 2290-nucleotide messenger RNA. RefSeq names its product heat shock 70 kDa protein 1-like. The record is from RefSeq and is a predicted model, not a curated record. Lineage: Eukaryota; Metazoa; Chordata; Actinopteri; Gymnotiformes; Gymnotidae. Gene Ontology annotation, molecular function: ATP-dependent protein folding chaperone; ATP binding.